ACAGCCUAUACUUCAGAAAUGGCGGAGGGGGAGUUGGACGUCGAUUCGCUUAUCUCCAGGCUCUUAGAGGUGCGAGGAUGUCGUCCAGGGAAGAUUGUGCAGAUGACGGAAGCUGAGGUUCGAGGUUUGUGCAUCAAAUCCAGAGAGAUCUUCCUCAGCCAACCCAUUUUGCUGGAGCUGGAAGCUCCGCUCAAAAUCUGUGGUGAUAUCCAUGGCCAGUACACAGACUUGCUAAGGCUCUUUGAAUACGGUGGCUUCCCUCCGGAGGCGAACUACCUGUUCCUGGGGGACUAUGUGGACAGAGGGAAGCAGUCUCUGGAGACCAUUUGCCUUCUGCUGGCGUACAAGAUCAAAUACCCCGAAAACUUCUUCCUCCUGAGGGGCAACCACGAGUGUGCCUCCAUCAACCGCAUCUACGGCUUCUACGACGAAUGCAAACGCAGGUUUAACAUCAAACUCUGGAAGACAUUCACCGACUGUUUCAACUGCCUCCCCAUCGCCGCCAUCGUCGACGAGAAAAUCUUCUGCUGCCACGGAGGCCUCUCUCCCGACCUACAGUCCAUGGAGCAGAUCAGGAGGAUCAUGAGGCCGACAGACGUACCUGACACAGGGCUGCUGUGUGAUCUGUUGUGGUCAGACCCUGACAAGGACGUCCAGGGCUGGGGAGAAAACGACCGCGGAGUCUCGUUCACCUUCGGUGCCGACGUGGUCAGCAAGUUUCUGAACCGCCACGAUCUGGACCUCAUCUGCAGAGCUCACCAGGUGGUGGAGGACGGAUAUGAGUUCUUUGCAAAGCGGCAGUUGGUCACUCUGUUCUCAGCGCCCAACUACUGUGGAGAGUUUGACAACGCCGGCGGGAUGAUGAGUGUGGACGAAACACUCAUGUGUUCUUUCCAGAUUCUGAAGCCCUCGGAGAAGAAGGCCAAGUACCAGUACGGCGGGAUGAACUCCGGUCGGCCAGUCACCCCUCCCCGCACAGCCACCCCUCCCAAAAAACGGUGAAGGGAGUUAAACGAAGGAUAACACGAGAGGAGAGAGAGAGAGAGAGAGAGAGAGAGAGAGAGAGAGAAAAGAGGUGUAUGAAGACGUGAAGACGACAUAGAAUCGCGUGAGCCCCUCCCUCUCCCUAGCAACAGCUCACGACCUAAAAAAAAAACAUAAAUAAAAAAAAAAGUAGAUAAACGC
Molecule: messenger RNA, 1185 nt
Organism: Chanos chanos (milkfish)
Lineage: Eukaryota; Metazoa; Chordata; Actinopteri; Gonorynchiformes; Chanidae
Product: serine/threonine-protein phosphatase PP1-beta catalytic subunit
Exons: 8
Coding region: 19-1002 (327 amino acids)
Biological process (GO): regulation of circadian rhythm; circadian regulation of gene expression
Cellular component (GO): cytoplasm; nucleus
Molecular function (GO): protein serine/threonine phosphatase activity
Source: RefSeq, a predicted model, not a curated record